AUGUUGAACAGGGCUUCCCAGAAAUUCCAGGACGCUGCCCCGACGUCGCGGCCGCGUCCAGCCUUGGCCAAGCAGCUCUUUCCGUCAAGCAGUCCCGGUUCUUCUAUUGGCGACAUUCGAGACCAGCUCAAGAAGCCAAUAUCGAGUAGCUCUGCGGCUGCAUCUGCAUCUGUGUCGGCGAGGACUGCACUAGACAAUCGAUCAGUCAAUCUGGCACAAAAUGGUCCCGGUCGAGCAGCCACGUCUAACCGCUCAAUAGCUUCGCUAUACUCGGCCCACUCAGAUUCUUUCAAAACAGAACCGGCCUGUAUCGACCUCACGGCAACCGAUUGUCCCGCUGCGAAGAAGGUGCACGAGCCUGUUUAUUUUGUGGAAGAAGACUUCAGCGACGACGAUGCCCUUGACCUUGAUUUUGAGGCGCCCCAGGCCCUCCCACGGCAGCUGAUACCACCUGCAAUGCAAGAUUUGCCUCCAGCUACGCCGGCUCAAAAGGAGACAGUGAUUCCGUGGUCCUCCUCGCCAGCAUCGCACUUUUUGCCGCCAAAUCCGCACCGGGCAUUAUCGGUUACCUCCAACACAUCUCAAACUCCCUUGAAGCGAGAGUCAUCUGGCGAUGCCGAGAUGAUAGAUCCUCCAAUACAAAAGAAGGCAAAGAAGAGGGUUCUGCCUGCUAGUUUCCAUAGGGAUGCCGAAGCUGAAGAGCACGACGGCAGUUUGAAAACGCCAGCGCAAAAGACGAAAGCUCUUUGGGAUUCAAGUGCUAGCGCCAUAAAAGAACAGAAGAAACUACUGAAAACUCACAGAAACUCUCGUAACUCUGACCUUGAGCAAGAUGUUGUCCCAGAGACCAUGCAUGAUGUUGAAGAAAAGGCAUCCAAAUCCGUUGCCAUUUCUCUUAGCAGUGAACAAGCACACGUGGUUGACAUGGUGGUGAACCAAAACCAAAGCGUCUUCUUUACUGGUCCCGCUGGUACGGGAAAGUCUGUUCUUAUGCGAGCCAUUAUCAGCGAGUUGAAAAAAAAGUACGCGAGAGACUCGGAGCGAAUUGCGGUCACCGCCUCGACCGGUCUUGCCGCGUGCAACAUUGGGGGCAUAACCCUUCACAGCUUUGCUGGCAUCGGCUUGGGCAAAGAAGCACCCCCGGCUCUAGUCAAAAAGAUUCGGAGAAACCCCAAAGCCAAAAAUCGAUGGCUUCGGACAAAAUGCCUCAUCAUUGAUGAGAUAUCCAUGGUUGAUGGAGACUUGUUUGAUAAGCUCUCCCAAGUUGGGCGCACAAUCCGUAACAACGGCCGCCCCUGGGGAGGGAUACAGCUGGUCAUUACUGGAGAUUUUUUCCAGCUCCCUCCGGUUCCAGAUGCAGAUAAGCGCGAUUCCAAAUUCGCCUUUGAUGCCGCAACAUGGAGCACAUCAAUAGACCACACCAUUGGAUUGACGCAAGUUUUCCGCCAGCGCGAUCCGGAGUUUGCUCGCAUGCUCAACGAAAUUCGAAUCGGCAAAAUCAGUGAUCAUACUGUGCAGGCGUUCAAGGCACUCUCCAGGCCUCUCAAAUUUGAAGAUGGUGUGGAUCUUGCUGAAUUAUAUCCGACACGUGCGCAGGUUGAAGGCUCCAACGAAAAGAGGCUCCGCGAGCUCCCAGGCAAAAUUCACCGGUACGAGGCCCUAGACACUGGUGACCCAGCGGUUCGAGACAAGCUACUCAUGAACAUGAUGGCUCCAAAGGCUAUCGAGUUGAAAAUUGGCGCCCAGGUGAUGCUCAUCAAAAAUUUGGAUGAGUCCUUGGUGAACGGAUCACUGGGCAAAGUGAUUGCGUUUUCUGACGAAAAGACAUUUGAAAUGGGUGGUAACAACGCCUUCGAUGAAAUGACGGGCGACUCAAUGGCCAAGGCUAGGCGAAAAUUACAACCAUUCAGCCGUGACUCUGGUACGGACUCAAGCAGCCAACAAUAUCCAGUAGUACAAUUCAUCUCCACGGGAGGUGUCCCGCGCGUCAUUCUCUGCCAGCCGGAGGAGUGGACAGUCGAGCUACCAAACGGUGAGAUUCAAGCAAAACGAAAUCAGUUGCCUCUUAUCCUGGCUUGGGCGCUGUCCAUUCAUAAGGCUCAAGGCCAAACGCUGGAACGAGUGACUGUUAAUCUUGGAAAAGUGUUUGAAAAGGGCCAGGCAUAUGUAGCCCUGAGUCGAGCUACCAGCCAGCAUGGACUUCGCGUGUUGGGUUUUGAGCGAUCAAAAGUAAUGGCACAUCCAAGAGUCGUUGAAUUUUAUAGCAAGCUGUCUUCGGUGGACGACUCUGGGCCCAGAAUGCCGCAGUCGAUUGCUGAAUUUAUUGCAUGUAGGAAAGGCACAACAACAAGUCGACCAAAUGGCAACGCUGGCAGUGCAAGGGAACGGGGACAUAUAGACUUGGACGAGGAGGAAGAAGCAAUGGCAUCAUAUGGGUAUUGA
This is a messenger RNA of Metarhizium brunneum ARSEF 3297, 2442 nucleotides long. Its product is annotated as ATP-dependent DNA helicase PIF1. Lineage: Eukaryota; Fungi; Ascomycota; Sordariomycetes; Hypocreales; Clavicipitaceae. Gene Ontology annotation, biological process: telomere maintenance; DNA repair. The record is from RefSeq and is a predicted model, not a curated record. Gene Ontology annotation, molecular function: ATP hydrolysis activity; DNA helicase activity.